This is a messenger RNA of Necator americanus (New World hookworm), 1479 nucleotides long. RefSeq lists its product as uncharacterized. The transcript is spliced from 5 exons. The record is from RefSeq and is a predicted model, not a curated record. Lineage: Eukaryota; Metazoa; Nematoda; Chromadorea; Rhabditida; Ancylostomatidae. Bases 1 to 1479 code for a protein of 492 amino acids.
AUGAUGGCGUGUUUUGGAGGAGGAGGAGGAGGCGCAUGCUGUCCUCCUGCUGCCCCAGCAUGCCCUCCACCUGCUGUGCCUUGCGCAGCACCAGCUUAUGCACCAGUUCCAGCUCCAGCACCCUUACCGGCUCCAGCACCACUACCAGCUCUAGCGCCACUACCACCUUCUUCUGGUUAUGCAGUCGGAGGUGGAGGGGCAUAUGUACCUGAGGCUGGAGGACCUGCUCCCAUGGCCGCUCCUUCUCUACCUUCUCUACCUCGAAUAAUUGUGGUACCUGCAACAGUUGCAACUGGAGGUGCAGGCAUUGCAGGUGCUGGAGGAGGCGUUGGUGGCGCACCUGCGAUCGGAGGAAUUGGAGGCGGAGUUGCCGGCGGAUGUCCGACAGGAGGCGGUGGAGGAUCAUACGUUGGUGGAGCAGGAGCUGGAGGAUGUGGCGAAGGCGGAGGUGGUGGUGGAGGAUCAUACGUCACCAGUGGAGGAGCAGCAGUUGGAGGAGGACCGGCUUACGUCGGAGGUGCUGGUGGCGGUGGCGGAGGCUCGUAUGCGACAGCAGGUGGACCCGUUGUUGGAGGAGGUCCAGCCUACGUCGGAGGUGCUGGUGGAGGUGGCGGCGGCUCGUAUGCGACAGCAGGUGGAACUGGAAUAGGAGGAGGUCCAAUCUUUGUUGGGGCAGCUAGCGGUGGCGCCGAGUCGUACGGUACAGAAGGUGGACCUGCUGUUGGAGGAGGUCCAGCCUACGUUGGAGGUGCUGGUGGCGGUGGCGGAACGUAUGCCACAGGAGGUGGACCUGUUGUUGGCGGAGGUCCAGCCUACGUUGGAGGUGGUGGCGGAGGCGGAACGUAUGCCACAGGAGGUGGACCUGUUGUUGGCGGAGGUCCAGCCUACGUUGGAGGUGGUGGCGGAGGCGGAACGUAUGCCACAGGAGGUGGACCUGUUGUUGGCGGAGGUCCAGCCUACGUUGGAGGUGGUGGCGGCGGAGGCGGAACGUAUGCCACAGGAGGUGGACCUGUUGUUGGCGGAGGUCCAGCCUACGUUGGAGGUGGUGGCGGAGGCGGAACGUAUGCCACAGGAGGUGGACCUGUUGUUGGAGGAGGUCCAGCCUACGUUGGAGGUGGUGGCGGUGGCGGAACGUAUGCCACAGGAGGAGGACCCGCAGUUGGAGGAGGUCCAGCCUACGUCGGAGGUGCUGGUGGCGGCACGUAUACCACAGGAGGAUCAUACGCCGGAGGUGGUGCAUCAUACACCAGUGGACAAGCUGCAGUAAUUGGCGUCGCACCUGCUAUCGGAAAUGGAGCAAGCAUUUCGCACAACGGUGCCGCCGGCGGACCGGCAAAUGGAGUCCAGCCUUUUAGUGAUUCGAAAACUGCUGGAGUUGAGGAGACGAAUUCCGUCCAGGAGUCUCCGCUGGAUACAGCAGAAGCAGAGGAAGAAGGUCAGAAGUACUCACCAAGACGUCAGUCGUUCGCAACCGCUUGA